Messenger RNA from Condylura cristata (star-nosed mole), 480 nucleotides. It is a transcript of the gene IL26, whose product is annotated as interleukin 26. The transcript has 4 exons. Bases 1 to 480 code for a protein of 159 amino acids. The record is from RefSeq and is a predicted model, not a curated record. NCBI's taxonomy places the organism in Eukaryota, Metazoa, Chordata, Mammalia, Eulipotyphla, Talpidae.
AUGUGGGUGAAUUACAUUCUGAAGUCUGGAUUGCUCUUUGUCACUCUGUCUCUUGCCACUGCCAAGCACAAGCAAUCUUCCUUCAUCAAAGGUUGUUAUCCAAGGGGAAUGCUGUCCCAGGCUGUUGAUUCACUCUAUGUCAAGGCAGCGUGGCUCAAAGCAACAAUCCCAGAAGAUCGUAUUAAAAGUAUACGAUUAUUAAAAAAGAAAACACAAAAGCUAUUUAUGAAAAACUGCAGAUUCCAAGAACAGCUUCUAUCCUUCUUCAUGGAAGAUGUUUUUGGUCAACUCCAGUUACAAGUUUGCAAGGAAAUAAACUUUGUGGAAGACUUUUACAGUCUCAGGCAGAAACUGAGCCACUGUGUAAGUGUCAAAAGGGAUAGUGAUGACAGUUGCUGUCUUUGGGAUGUGGAAGGGAAGAGUUCUCCUCCCUUGGGCCUUGUGGUCACUGACACUCAAACCCUGAGCAACUGGACAUGA